This is a messenger RNA of Rhodofomes roseus, 1036 nucleotides long. RefSeq lists its product as uncharacterized. The coding region runs from base 130 to 762 and encodes 210 amino acids. The record is from RefSeq and is a predicted model, not a curated record. The transcript has 3 exons. Lineage: Eukaryota; Fungi; Basidiomycota; Agaricomycetes; Polyporales; Fomitopsidaceae.
CAUCUGUCCGUUCUGUUCUCCGUGUUCUGACUGCGCGACGUUGAUUCGUUCGUUCGCAUUGCUCUCUAUUGCUAUUCUACUUUGCUAUCCAUUUGCACUUUCACGAAUCGCCUCCCUCUCACUGUCUCGAUGGACCCUGUCCAACUCCACCCCACUCUCAGCCCGGACAACCUAUCGAGGUUUUCCUCGCUUGUUUCGGCGCUCGAGGACCACCGCGUACACGGAUCUUUCAUUGAAGACACAUUUCGGGUCCCUCGCUCCUCAAGGGGAGCCCUCAUGAAACCGCUGCCGGCCUGGAAGGGCCAACGACGGGUGAUGUUCGAAGCGGCCCCGAACUUCUUCGGUGGCAGGGGGGUUCCCCUUUCCCACCUAUCAAGCGGCCUCGCUCCAGGCAGUGUCGUCAAGGACCCCUCUGAGCCCAUCUUCCUCGGCAGGAAUGUCCUCAAUCUGCGGGUGUCCUGGCCCGGGUAUCCCCAAUGUGAGGGUGUGAAGCAGCUUCCGAUUCCUUCACCUGCAACGCGGGUUGAUGUCGCACUGGCUGUGGUAGGAGAGUAUAUUCGGCUAAUGGAACGCGCGCGCUUCGAGCAGUUUCAAGCCGUGGGGAGGGAAGGAUGGAGGGUAGGAAAGGGCUGCAUCGCCCUCGAAAACCUCAUCCUCGUCUCAAUCUCGAACGACUCGGACGAUAUCUAUGAAGCAGAGAUCCACGUGGUCCUAGGCCGGAACGAUCCAGCCAACAUGCUGGCGGCGCUCAGGAGACGAUGAGACAUGGCGAUCUUGCUGCUUGCGCUGGACGCAUUGGACCGGACAUGGACUUUACUUACUACGCCUCGCUACCGGCCGCGAGAUAUUUACGCUUACGACUUGCAUCACGACGUUAUCCUAGCUAUCGGGCUAUACGCAUACUAGUAUUUAUCGGCGCUCAUUGCUAUGUUAGUACCUCGCAGUAUCACUAGCAGUAUUUCAUUUAUGUAUGUCUGCAAUCAUGUAUCGCGUAGUACGUUCCCUCCUUCAUCGUCACACACUAAGUAGUUGUAGC